Drosophila miranda is the source of this 1503-nucleotide messenger RNA. Its product is annotated as calcium release-activated calcium channel protein 1-like. NCBI's taxonomy places the organism in Eukaryota, Metazoa, Arthropoda, Insecta, Diptera, Drosophilidae. The record is from RefSeq and is a predicted model, not a curated record. Bases 1 to 849 code for a protein of 282 amino acids. The transcript is spliced from 2 exons. Gene Ontology annotation, biological process: store-operated calcium entry. Gene Ontology annotation, molecular function: store-operated calcium channel activity. Gene Ontology annotation, cellular component: membrane.
AUGGCUAUGACCCGCAGUAGGACAACCAGUGGCUGCCACAGUCCAACCAAGACCACAUCCCUUGGACCUCCCGAGAGCGCGAGGAGCUACGGCGGAAUCACCGGCGGAGGAGGUACCGACGGCAAGCGGACGGGAAAGGCGGAGAAAACAGCGUGGGCUCACGUCCUGUGUAUGAACUGGCACACCUACGAGUAUAUUCUGUAUGGAGGAGCAUUGCCUCCUGAGAGCGGCGAUCUUGGCAGAGUAACCCGUAGCCCAUCCACGACUCUCACUAAUCUCCCGACCUCUGCUCUUUUGCGUCCCCCACAGGUGGCGAUGGUGGAGGUGCAGCUGGACCACGACACAAAGGUUCCGCCCGGAAUGCUAGUGGCGUUUGCGAUCUGCACCACUAUGCUGGUGGCCGUGCAUAUGCUGGAUUUGAUGAUUAGCACCUGCAUCCUGCCGAACAUCGAGGUAGUGUGCAACCUGCACAGCAUCUCCCUGGUGCACGAGUCGCCGCACGAGCGCCUGCACUGGUACAUUGAGACGGCGUGGGCAUUUUCGACGCUGCUGGGGUUGAUCCUAUUCCUGCUGGAGAUAGCCAUACUGUGCUGGGUAAAGUUCUAUGAUCUGAGCCCGCCGGCGGCCUGGUCGGCCUGCGUGGUGCUGAUACCCGUGAUGAUUAUAUUCCUGGCUUUCCCCAUACACUUCUAUCGGUCUCUGGUGACGCACAAGUACGAGGUGACGGUCUCCGGCAUACGGGAGCUGGAGAUCCUCAAGGAGCAGAUGGAACAGGAUCACCUCGAGCACCAUAACAACCAUAAUCGCAAUAACGGCAUCCACUACGGUGCCGCCGGCGACAUCGUUUAGCAGUAUCAAUCGCGCGAGGAUCCCACGAAGCAAUAAACCAUCUCGGCGAUCCUUCUCUGAAAACUUAACGAAAACGAAAAGAAAAGACACUUACGGCAGUGGGCCAGAGGCCUCGCCGUCAAUCCUCAGACUAAAUAAGUGAAUAUUUUGUAAAUUUGUAGUUGAUGCAAAUUGUGAUACGCAGAAGGCAGUAGAUUUUUAUUAUACAAAAACAGUAUGAGUACGUAUAUUCUAAAGGAUUGUGCCCCGAGCAAUGUUUCUUUAAGCUCAAGACCUUUACACAUCGUAACCCCUGUGUACUCAUCGCAUGCAAUGAUGAAAGACCCAAGCUAAAGCAAUACUACUUUCAAGUUUAAACCACUGUGUUGACUAAAUAUUCCUCAAUAUUAGCUUGAAUAUUUGUUGUAACUAGUUGGCGCGUCCGCUUAUAUCUGUAUUGUAUUUUAGUGGUAUGCCAUCGCUCGCGAUGUCAGACCCAGACCUCAUCCAUAGCGCAGUCUUCCCUCGCCCACGUAGUGUGUAAGAACCCAAUAAUUCGAACCGAACCAGAUCGUGUUAGCCCAAAUUUUGAUAUUGAUAGGCGAAUAUGUAAGCGAAAUUGCGCUGUAAUUUAUACACGUACGAUUAAACGAUUUUUUUCUACCUAUAUUUAAA